Micromonas commoda is the source of this 1677-nucleotide messenger RNA. RefSeq lists its product with no specific name. The transcript has a single exon. The record is from RefSeq and is a predicted model, not a curated record. Lineage: Eukaryota; Viridiplantae; Chlorophyta; Mamiellophyceae; Mamiellales; Mamiellaceae. Gene Ontology annotation, molecular function: metalloendopeptidase activity. The coding region runs from base 19 to 1587 and encodes 522 amino acids. Gene Ontology annotation, biological process: proteolysis.
AUCGAGCAGUACGCGACGAUGAAGACGCUUCACGAGGAGACGCUUCACGUGGUCAACCUGGUGAAUCUGCUGUUCAGGAAGGACAUCAAGACGCCCGUGACGAUCGUGGUCAAGCGCCUGUACGAUGCUAAGGACCCGUGGAAAGAUGAAGUCCCGAUCCAGGCAGACGGGGAGGCGGUUUCACUCAAGCUUCUCGACGCAUUUACAAACUGGCGAACAAAACUGUACGAUGACCUGCCGUCGCACGAUUCCGCACACCUCUUCAGCGGUCACGAUUUCGACGGGGAGACUGUCGGACUGGCGAACCAGAUUGGCGACACGGGCGUGAGCAUAUGCAGCGAUUACUAUUGCGGUUGGGAUGUCGGGGGCCAGAAGCUAAAACCUGGGUUUUGCUUCUGCGAGCAACUCAACGGCGUGUGCCAGGACAAGCUGAACUGUUGCUCCAUGGCCUCCACCGGCAUAUCGAUGGUGCGGAAAGAGAAGCUGGCGUCGGACGCGACGACGGUGGCGCACGAGAUUGGCCACAAAUUAGGAUUUCCGCACGAUGGGGUGAAGGAGGGCGGCGUCGACACCACCAGGUGCGACAAGACUGGGUACAUCAUGGCAGCCUCGUCGAGCUCCACCGAUGAAUUUGACAGUUGGUCGCAGUGCAGCGUGGACAAGUUCGCCGCGGCGCUCGAGGGUGACGAGUAUUUCUGCCUGGCCAAGGGAGACCACGCGGUGUGCGGCAACAUGGUGGUGGAGGACGGCGAGGAGUGCGACUGCGGCGGCUCGGAUUGCACCGCGGGAAUGCACCCCGACCCCUGCUGCGACGGGAAGACGUGCAAGCUGGUGGCGGGUGCGAAGUGCUCGGCGGGCCUCGGGGAUCGAGGAUGCUGCGACCCGAGCACGUGCUCGACGCGCGCGGCGGGUCACACGUGCAGGCCCGUUGACGGUCUGUGCGACAUCGAGGAAAAGUGCGACGGCGUCGAGUCCACGUGCCCGAUGGACCUGCACAAGGAGAUUGGUCGGGGGUGCGAGGAUUCCAACGGGGACGUGGGCGCUUGUCUGGGGAAGCACUGCGCGAACCGUAACCACGUGUGCACGAGCAUAACCCAAGUUCGCAGUGAUGGCCUACUGUAUGGGGGCAAAUCGGCGAGUCAGGCCGCGGGCAAAAGCUAUGGUGGCAAGAAGUUGUGGUUGUUCGACUCCACCUCCUGCGACAACGGUUUCGUAUGCUUCGACGAUGCCAACUCGGUUUCUCAGUCGACUUAUUGGACCCUGUCCAACUACGGCGCGUUGCCUGGGUUUCCGUGCGGCUCCUCGACGACGGUGACUCGGACGACGAACGGAACCAACGAGACAUACGAGAUUUUCGAGAACGUGUGCGACGGGGGACCGACAUUGAACGGGCAGAGCAGCAAAUGCGUCACGCGCCCGAAGAUGAUUCCGCCGCCGCCGGCGCCUUUUCCGCCCCCGUCGCCGCCCAAGGCGCCGUGGCCGCCCCCCGCGCCGCCUUUGCCGCCUUACGCCGGGAGUCCCGGGGUUUCGACAUUCCGGUCGACGCUCUUCGGCGUCAUCGCGGCGUUGGCUCUCCUGGCACAUUGACGACGCGAGGUAUCCGAACGCGGACGAGACGAGCAGACGACGCCCACGAAUAUAUAAAUAUGAGUUGUAACGAGUUGAUUCGUAAUUAUG